UUCAGACUGAUAUAAACACUCUGUCCAGCACUUCCAAGUCUUGGGGUCUUCGCCUGAAUCCUAACAAAUGCGUGGUGCUCCGGUUUUCUAGGAGACAGCAUGCCUCGCCCCGUUACGUCUUAGAUGGUAAAGAGUUACCUACUCCUAAGUCCCAUACCGAUCUCGGGGUCAUCGUUGAUGACUCACUGAAGUUCCACGACCACAUAUCAUCUGUCACCCGCAAGGUCGCUGGUCUCGGGCACAGUUUCCUCAAAUCUACUGUCUGUCGGUCUCGGGAAUUCAUGUUGUUCUUUCUUAAAACGCACAUGAGACCUGUGCUUGAAUAUGCCUCGUGCGUUUGGCACACUGGUUACAUUGAGGAUGAUCGGAGGCUCGAACGAUUCCAAAGGUACUGGACCAAGCAAAUAAGCAUGCUCGAACAUCUCGCAUAUAGUGACAGGCUGAGGGAGCUAGGUCUGUACUCGGUCAAGGGACGGCUCAUGCGAGCAGAUCUCAUACAGUAUUGGAAAAUUUUCCACAGGAAAAGCUGCGUCCCCCCGGAGAUCAUGUUCCCUCAGCCCUUCACCCGUGUCACCAGGGGACACUUGUACAAGAUUGGUGUGACGCAUGUGAACACAGAUGUGAGGAAAAGAUCAUUCUCAAAGAGAUGUGUUAAUGCAUGGAAUCGCCUACCAGAACAUGUUGUUGAUGCCCCUGAUGUAUCUGCUUUUAAGCGAGGGUUAGAUGAUGUGAUACCGGACUUGCUAUUUGAUUAUGUCUAGCCUUCUUGCCCUGUGUAUAUUUCAUAUACGUUUGCAAAAUAUUUGGUGCUAAUGUGACAUGUGAAACGCAAUUAGUGUGAAAUUAGGGUAUUAGCGAGAACAAAAGGUACUAACACUCGAUACUGGAUCAUGUAUUACGAUAGGUUAAAUGGCGACACACAUUUCCAGUUCAUGGCUCACACACUGCAAUACUCAAACAUGGCUGGUCUUAAAACGGAACUGGCGUGUCUUUCGAUAUGGGUUCCUUUCUUUUCCUUGCCACUCCUUCCUGUGACUGUUUACUUGGUGAAGGGAACCAACCAGGUAAGUGAACCAGCAUCCUCUGGUGAAAAAAGCAUGCCAGUACAAGAUCCCUCAAAGGACUUCGCUGAAGACCUCGCCACCUUGAAUUCAGAUGAGAAGCUGCCUAACACUCGCAUAAAAGAGGUAUACGACUCUCUCACCUCGCGUCUGCUGCGUCUGGACGGGAGCGCUGUCAGCCAGUCGGCCGCCGCGGCGGUAGCCCGUGCUGUCCUCACCUCACAAGACGGCCGACAGCUAUGGCGUGUCCUCAACACCUCCGCCACGUCCGGCCAGGCUGCCUCGGCUCUGCGUCUUCUGAGCGCGGCUGUGGCCUGUGGCGGAGCGCCAGCCAGGACGGUGCUGGCGGAGUUUCAGUUCAGCCACGGGAGGUUGCCUCAGGUGGCAGCGGUGAAGAAUUUGGCGUCGGAGACGGAUGUGCGGACGGAGUUUGUGACGUUUGUGCUGGCGUUCCUGGUCGGCGCUGAUCGACUUCUAGUGCAGGCGAUCCUGGACAAGGUGACGCCGUUGAUGCUGGUUCUCUCCGGCCUGAACACGGACCGCGCGUCCACCAUCCACUUUGUACUGAGCACCUUCAAACAGGCCAUCCUGGAGAACAGCAAGAUCGCCAAAAAGGAUAAGCUCCGUCUGUUCAACUCGAGAAACCUGUCUCCGCUGCUGCAGCUGUAUAAAUGGAGGGGGCAUCAGCUUACCUGGAAAUCGCGCACAAACAGGUACAAGAAGAAAAAGAAGUCCGGCGUCGCUGCUGAUGAGGACGAAGAGGAGGGCGCCAACCCCGCCGACCCCGAGGAGUUACUGCAGGUGCGGGAGAACGUGCAUCAGUUCCUGAGCAUCCUCUGCACGUCACACAAGGCCGGCAUCGUCUUCAAGGAUGCGUCCCUUGGAACGUCGGGCUCCAACUGUAAUCCCGUGCUCCUCGAGGUGCUAAAGAACCUCAGUCGGCCCUGGAGGGACGAGCUGACCGCAGAGCUGGUAAUUUCCACUCUCUCGGCGUGUCCGGACCUCUGUCGGCACUACCUGCCCUCUCUCUCCUCCGCGCUCUGCCCGGCGCGGCCGUCGGCCGAGUGGCGUGCCGCUGUUGCCAUGGUGACGCGCGCGGUGGCGUCCGUACAGCUGACUAUGCCCUCGGGCGAUGCGCGGCUGAUGCCUGAAGCGGUGUGUCGGGUGGCCGCUGCCUGCUACUAUCCGCCCCCUGUGCAGGAGCUGAUCAGGGACGGUAUCGGACACGAGGAUGCGGCGGUCCGCGCCGACUGUCUGCGGCUGCUGCUCGCAGUUACUGAUCAGGUGGCAGCCCUGCAGACCCAGCUGGCCAACUCAGUCGAGUACGGCGCUAUGGCUCGCGCGGCCCUCUCAAGCGACAUCACCCGGUACCUACCGGCUCCCAAUCAGCUGACUACGCUCUGGAGCCAGCUGACUGCCUCCGAGGCACCUCCUGCAGCGGAGGUGGCUCUUCUGGCGCGAGUGCUGAUUGGUUGUCAGAGAGUUGCGUCACAGGAGUGGCGGCUGCAGCCGAUGCUGCUCGGACAGCUGCAGGGGAAGCUGGCGGAGCUGCAGCUGCCCGAGGACGAGCUGCAGCUGCUGAGGGACCAGCUGCAACAGCUGACAGAGGGCAGACAGUAUGUCGUGCCGGUGGACCGGUGUCUGGUGCCCUCCGAUGUACCGAGAAUCCUGGCAGAGAUCCGAGGAGAACAUUUCGUCGAGACCACCGACGACACGACAGAGGCGGCGGAGAACCCUGAGGGGGUCAAGUUGGAACCUAAAGACACGACCGAGAAAUCCGAGGAGAAAAUGAAAGAUGAAGCUCUUCCAACGCUGAGUGGAGCGUCGAAGCAGCAGCGAUUUGAGUCGUUUGUUGCCAUGACAACGAAACUUCUACGAACAACUCCACCGCCGCUGUCGAAACUACGCUCACUUGUGGCUCAGCUGACUGAGGCAUUAAAUGACGUCACAACUGCCUCCACCAAUAACAAGAAGAGAGCUUCAAGUGAAGGCACGGAUGACGCCUCAACUACACCCACAAAACGGAGUAAGAAGAGUAAAUCGAAGACAUCGGCUGUGAAGGAAGAGCCUGAGGAAAACACAGAUGACGCCACUGGCACAGAGCUGAGCCGGCCGGCCGGCUGGGUCGACUGGGUGAAGCUGGUGCUGAAGAAGAGCCUGCGGCAGCCGGAGGUGGGGGAGGCGGUGCUGGAGAGCCUGACGCUGCUGUGUGAGAAGGGCCUGUUCCCGAGCAGUGGAGGAGCGCCUACACAGACUGAGCCUCUGGACAACUCCGUCAGCUGUGAGCUACUCUACGAACUCCUGCUGAGUCAUUCCGCCUUCCUGGAGCGAGUCCUGGACCCGGCUGAGUCAGAGCUCGCCCUCCGUGACUCGCUACUCCGACUCAUGCUGGCGGUGGCCAACAGAAGUCAGCACGUGUGCCGUGCCUCGCAUGUGGCUCUCCUGUUGGCGGCAUACGGAGCGACAAUGUCUGAGACGGAUCAGACCAUCCUGUUGUUGAUAAGCCGUUACGAGCUGGCGGACGUAUCGCUGCAGGCUUAUCAGCCGAUGGUGUGGGGCUCGGCGGCUCUAAACUUCUACAACCCAACUCAGGGCGGAGGGCACAGUCUGAAGAGCCAGCCCUCGGCUGAUGACGUCAUCGGCCUGCUGGACUCGGACAAAAUGUCCGCCACCUGCCGACGGCUGCCGCUCAAAAUCACCCUCAAGCCUGUGCGCGUGGCUCCCGACCCGGGCGUGUACGACGUUCGCUUCCUGGCACCUCUGCUGCUUCGUCUGACAGCCCCGGAACAGCAGGGCGAGCCGCUGAAACUAGUGUCGGCCGGGGCGCUAGGUGUCGCCCUCUGUCUGCUCAGCUGUAGACAGGUGGCGCUGCGGUCGGCCGGAUGGACCACCCUGGCGAGACUGUAUCAGCAGCUGCAGGCUAGCAGGCAUCAGAGGCAGCGCCGGGUGUGGCUGACCCUCCUAGACCUGGUGCGAGCGGCGGCCGCUGGUGCUCCCCAGCAGAGGCUGCCGUUUGUGGUGGUGCACGGCUGGUGCCGACUGGUGCUGGUGCUGCAGCAGCCGACUCACAGGCUGUUCAAGCCGGCCACCCGGCUGCUGCUACGUCACGCCAAGGAGGGCAGCCUGGAGAUUGGGAAGGUGCCACUGUUCUUCGAGCUCUUCAACAGCGCGUCGAGCCUGGAGCACCGCUCGGAACACGGCUGGAUGGUGGGCCACCUGUGUCAGAGUGUUCGCCAGAUGUCCGACUACGGCGUCCUCCAGCGGACCGUCACCUAUAAACUGGUGAUGGGACUGGCCGCCUCGUGCCUGGCAUCGGCUCGACCGCAGCUGCUCAAGGUGUUGGAGGUCACCUGUCGAAUCCCGGGCGCUCUCCUCGACCUCCACUACCGACAUGGACUUCUGGUCUGGCUCAGCGCGCUUCUGCGUCGCUUCGGCCGCGAGCCAGCCACCCGCGCCGCAGUCGUCUCAAUGGCGGCACAAAUGGCGCAGACGCUGCGCGCACACUACGAAAGCGGCGCGCCGAGGCCUGUGGCGCUCCUCGCCGCACUUGAGGCGCUUGUGGCGCGACUGUCAGAUGCUACGAGUGAAGACGCGGCGCUGUGUAAGGAUGUGGCGAGGGUGCGGCAAGAAGUAGCGCAGAUGCAGGCAGUGGCUGCUGCGUAGGGGGUGAGUGAAGUUUGAUGACUGGGUCCCAAUAGGUGUCGAAGAGGUCGAUAGAAUGUGCUGUGGGUUGUGCCACUCUGGUUCCACAAAGGUUGUUGGGAAUAGACGACGGGGUGACAAUAUGUUGAACUGUUUGGAACUCGAGUUUGCAGUUUUGCGAUGUGACGAUGGUCAUGGUAUGGUUCUUUGCGUAUAGGGUACUCUGGCCCUGUAUUUUUUGGCCGUAUGUAUGUGCCUUUGUCAAUGAAGCCAAGGAAUAUAAGCGCAUCACGUCA
This is a messenger RNA of Amphibalanus amphitrite, 4999 nucleotides long. RefSeq lists its product as uncharacterized. Lineage: Eukaryota; Metazoa; Arthropoda; Thecostraca; Balanomorpha; Balanidae. Gene Ontology annotation, cellular component: nucleolus. Gene Ontology annotation, biological process: maturation of 5.8S rRNA from tricistronic rRNA transcript (SSU-rRNA, 5.8S rRNA, LSU-rRNA); maturation of LSU-rRNA from tricistronic rRNA transcript (SSU-rRNA, 5.8S rRNA, LSU-rRNA). The coding region runs from base 891 to 4724 and encodes 1277 amino acids. The record is from RefSeq and is a predicted model, not a curated record. The transcript is spliced from 18 exons.